AUGGUUAACCGUUGUUACAAUUGUUACAACACUACAAAUAAUAACAUCAACAAUCCUUCAUCUUACACUACUAUUAAUGUUGCCACUCCUUCAUUUGCUACAAAUACUCCUAAUACCGGUUCAAACCAAGAAAAAUUUUUGCUAGAUUCAUUUCUUUAUGUCAAUGGUAGACGUUAUCAUAAUGUUCCAACAGCAUCUUAUUGUCUACCAAAUGACAAACAAGAAAUUGAACGUUUAACUUUAGAACACAUAAUCUAUCGCUUCAUUUGGCAUGGUAAUUUUUCUUCUCCUGUUGAUGAUGUUCUAAAAUCAUCAUUUGCAAAAAAUGAUAAAGCAAAAGUUUUGGAUAUCGGCUGUGGUUCUGGUAAUUGGUUGUUAGAAAUGGCCGAGGAAUACCCUAAUGCUAAUUUUGUUGGCAUUGAUAUUUCCCCCAUUUUCCCUAAUGAAUAUGAUUCAAAUAAACCCACAAAUGUUGCUUUUUUAAAAUUUGACGCUCUUAGCGAGAGUGGUCUACCUUUCCCAGAUGAUACCUUUGAUUUUGUCUAUCAAAAAUUUAUGGGACUUUUUAUCAACGAAAAUAAGUGGAUGAAACACAUAGAAGAAUUAAUAAGAAUUACUAAACCUGGUGGAUGGAUUGAAAUAAUGGAUAUUGAUCCUUUCCCUUAUGAUGCAGGUCCAAUUUUAACUAGUUUUCUGAAAUCAAGAAUAAAUAGAAAAAUUGUAUUUGAUAUUCCAUUGCUAUUUAAUCAGAAAUCUGAAUUGAUCACUGUUCAUUCUCAAGAACGUCCAAACCCUAUUGGUUCUUGGGGUGGCAAAGUUGGUGAAUAUAUGUUGAAAAACGUUAAAUUAAUUGUUGAUUCAUUAAAACCUUACAUAUUACCAGAAUUGGGUUUAUCUGAACAAGAAUUCCACGAGAUGAUUAAAAGUAUAUAUGAUGAACUUAACACAAAUAAAACCUUUUAUAAAUCUUAUAGACAUUUUGCUCAGAAACAAUAUUAA
Molecule: messenger RNA, 999 nt
Organism: Entrophospora candida
Lineage: Eukaryota; Fungi; Glomeromycota; Glomeromycetes; Entrophosporales; Entrophosporaceae
Source: the annotation of a GenBank genome assembly